AUGGCUCACUAAAAUAGAUUCAGAGAUCAGGAUGAAGAUGAUGAUGAUAAUUUUUUUGAUUUAGACGAUCAAUAGCCAACUAAAAUAAAUACAAAUUUUGGUCCAACCUCAGCUAAUUCAAAUGGCAAUAGCCUGAACUCAUCGGCAAUGCUUGAGGAUAGUAUAAUAUCAAGAACGAUAAAGGGACUUGCAGAUAAAGCAUACGAGUUAAGUUUGAAAUAUGAUCUGAAAGAUGAAGCAAAACUCAUUUAGCAAGAAGAAGUUAGAUUAGCGAAAAUUCUAAAUGAGGAAAUGGAAAAUAGAUCGCAAAUGACUAGUAAAUUCUAAGAUGAUAACAUGAACAUGAGAAAUGGUUCAUCAAAUCUCAAAAACUUUCAAUAGCAAAAGGAAUUGUAGAUGAGUUAAAGAAAUACCCCUAGCUAUGGAACAUAGAAAAACCCCUCUCAAUCAAAACUUCUUCAAUAGAAAAAUAAUAAGUUUAGAGCUAAUCAAGCUCAAUCAAAAGAAACACUGAGCAAUAUGCCAUAGAAUUCUAUCUUCACUACAACGUCGAACAAUCAAAAUACAAAUAUGAAUAUCUUUAAUGAGGAGACAUUAGAGAAUGAAGAUGAGGAUGACGAAAAUAAUCUAAACUAAUCUGAGGUAGUACUUAACACAGCUGUUCAAAGAUUAUUUGAUGAUGCUACUCGAAGAAAAGAACUUAAAGAGCGAAUUUAACUUCUGAGUGCCAAGAGAGAGCUGGAGGAAUUGAGAUAACAACCUGAAAUAUGCAAGAAAUCAAAUAAAUUGCUAACUAAAUCAAAGAAUCAAUAUGUGCCCAUCCACGAGAGAUAUGAUAAAGUACUUUAGUAAACUCAGCAGAAAAGGAGUUAAUUUGAGGCAGAGAUUUUUGAAGAGAGCAUCUAAAAAGAUCCUGAUGAAUUCUUCCCCAGUUUUAAGCCUAAAGUAAACAAGCAAAAGGGAAGAUAGCCAAGAGAAAUAAAGCAAAUAGUUGAAUAGAUUUAUAUCUGGUAGGCAGAAAAGUAGUAUAAUUAAAUAAAGAAUAAAAAUCAGCAGGAAAGAGAUAUUGAUAAGCAAUGCACUUUCAAACCUAAAAUCAAUUUAUCUUCUAGUGUUAUUCUUAGCUAGAACGAUAAGUUUCACAUUGAUGAUUUCUUAUCCAGAGUGGAGAAGUUUAUUGAUAUGAAAGAGCAAAAAAUAAAAAUAAUUGAUAAGCAUUUAAGAAGAGAUCAUACAUUUAAGCCUAAUACCUACUCAAAUAACACUUAGGCAGCAAAAUACUAUGAAAGAAAACUAAAGAAAUAAGAUGUGUCAAUAAGAUCAAAUCAGAGUAAAAAUCAUGAUCUAAAAAGUGUGUAGUAUUCAGAUCCUGCUUACUCUGGCACCUUGACUUCAAGAUAAUAAUCCCAAUCUAUAAAUUAAAGCAUAUAAAGUAACAGCUAAGUAAACAUUAAUAAAACCACAAGCUCAACUUUAAGCAGAGAGUCUAAUAAUAAUUCAGUUCACUCAAGCUAGAAAGGUAACUUAACAUCAAGAAAUUUAAAUCCCACUCAGAAUAUCUAGUUAAUAUAUCAAACGCAAUAACCAGUUAAUUCAAGUACUUAAAGAACAAGCAAUACAACUAAUACAGCGAACUUUAACUCACAAAAUAAUUAAAAUUAUGACAAGUCAAUGACUCCUACAUUCAAUAUGAGCGUAGUUGAGAGUUAGAGAUAUAGCAAAGAGUAUAAUCCAUAACCGAUAAACAUGAUGGAACAUUCAUUUGCAGGUGGCUAAUCAUUCGCUGUUGAGCUAAGUGAUUUCAUUACUGAGCAAGUUCAACAUGAUUAAGAUAGAGGAAGUGAUGAUUAAUUAGAUUAGGAUAGCUUUUACGAGAUAGUAAAGAGUAAAGAUACCAAGAGUGAUGACAGGCUUACUUAAUUAACUUACUCAAACGGUAGAAAUGGCCAUACUAAUGACUCUUUAACUAAUUUAGACAAUAAUCAGUAAUGGUUAUUCUCUUCAACUCAUAAUUAAUCUAACUAAUCGAAUGAAAGACUUUCAAAGGAUGUGGCACCAUUUAGCAUGAGAUCUAAUGAGAUGAAUUUGAGGAAAAAUGAUCUUCAACAGAACUUAAAGCAAGUUUUAUACAAUAACAUCACUACAGAAGCCUAAAGUCGCAAAAUAGACAUUCAGGAGUACCUGAGAAGCCUUGAAUAAAAGAUGAAGAUUGAUGAAGAAGAAUUAGACCAAAUAGCUAACUCAAUUAAAACCUCCUCUCAAAAUAGUAUAGUUACUGCAAGUUUGGUCGGAUCUAAUCUUAAGUUAUAUUGA
Stylonychia lemnae is the source of this 2313-nucleotide messenger RNA. The record is from the annotation of a GenBank genome assembly. NCBI's taxonomy places the organism in Eukaryota, Ciliophora, Spirotrichea, Sporadotrichida, Oxytrichidae.